UUUUCUCAGUGACUAAAUGACUACCUAAGAAAUAGAACCUUGUGGUACCAGUGACUACUUACAGGAGUGACAGAUAGGCAGAGAGAGGGAAAGGGAGAGAGACAGAGACAGAGAGAUAGAAAGAGAAACAGAGACAGACAAAGAGACAGAGACAAACAGACAGACUGAGAGAGAGAGAGAGAAAGAGAAAGAGAGAGAGGACACCAUCAAUGUUAUACAGUAUAAGGAAGAGGAAAUUGAAUCAUUUUAAGUCCUGUUAUUUUGAAACUUUUCACUCAGCAUGCUUCUGUUUUAGAGAAAACAGUUAAACAUCAGCCUGACAUUUCUCGAGCCACCCACCCUCAAUCAAAGAUUUCACUUUCUUUAGCCUUGAAGCACUGCAGUUGGGCUUAUCUUCCACCUCUGGAGAGCACUGGAGGAAAAGGGCUUUCUACACUUUUCUUCUCCUGGCAGAAAGAUAACCUAAAGAAAUGGUAUUUUAGAGCAAGCAGCCUGCUCCAGUAGAUGGAUUACAAUACGUGGCUGAGGUCUGAGGAGUCGCCAGGACUGGAGGUGCGUGAACAUUUUGUAAUGUCAGGAGCUGAGAUCCUCUGUCUGACUGGUGAAAUAAUCUAGGAGAGUCACUACAUGCUGCCAAUAAGCUAAGUGCUGCUUUCGCAAACGUGUUGCGCUUCAUCCUGAGGAGCCGACAGAGAGCAAUUUGCAAUAAAGUUCCCCAGGUCUACUCCUAAUGGCCUACUCCUUGGCUGAUCUUGUGGCCUUUAUUUGGAUAUCAAUAUUAUUGACCUCAGCAUGCUGCCUGACACAGGAACAAGAGGAACUUGCAGCCAAAGUACCAGGCCUGUCAGUCACAACUCCAAAAAAAGAUCUGAGGAAAAUGGAGUUAACCUGGCACAACAGUGACAAUACCACGACGCCCACCGAUGUAAAGAAAACACACAAUUCGCCAGUGAUGGACAAGAACUAUAUCAAGAAAUUUUGCUGUGGCUUCUCUAAUUGUAAUUUGAGUCAUGAAGAUAUGUUUAUAUAUUCUCAGACUAUACAUCAGAACACAUCCAAAAAAGAAUUCAUUUUUAAUGACACUGGAGAAGAUACAGCUGCAAAAAACUUCUCCUGUUAUAUUUACAAAGUUUAUUUCAUGAAUUGCACUUGGACAGUAGGCAGAGCAGCUCCAAAUGAUGUGCAAUAUUACCUUUAUUCACAGAAUGCCAAGAAAGUAAAAGAAAAAGAAUGUACUAGUUACAUAAAAGAUUCCCAGAAGAGGCAUGUUGGAUGUCACUUUGACAAACUUGAUGGAUUCGUAGGCAAAGGUUACUUCCUUGUAACUGGUACCAGCAAAAGAAGAAAAAUCAAAAAUUUUUGUUCUAAGACAAUUUCACUACUUUCAAUAGAAAUUUGGGUUGCACCAUCUAAUAUCACUGUGAACUGCUCCAAGUCAAAUUGUCUCAUACAGUGGCAGAAACCGGAAACAAGAGAUCAUAUUGGUCACUCUGAGUUUAAAUACCAGCUCUACAUACAAAAACAGGACUCACAGUACACUCAUAAAAAUCUGUUUGAGGUACAAGGAUCUGCAAAAAAUGAAUAUGACUUCCGAAAUUAUGACAUGGGAACAAAGUAUAUCUUGAAAAUAAGAGCAAGUCGUCGAGAUGGGAAAUGGGGUGAAUGGAGCAAACCUGUAGAAUUUGGAAGUUCUGAAGAACAAAAAAGAAGUUCUAUAUAUAUUUAUGUAUUGGUAGUAUUGGGGACAGCUGUCUUUGCAUUAAUUAUCAUAUUUGUCUUUAAAAGGUACUAUGUCAUGCAAAGGUUAUUCCCCCGGAUUCCUCAGAUUAAAGACAAAAUAAAUACCUGUAAUCACUUGGAUAAACAGAUGUGGAAAAUGAGGUCCAGAGACAUUAUGUUGAAGGUAUUUCAAAUUACUACCCUGAUGAACUUUGUAUUCUAAUUCAACAACUCUACUAGCUGUUUUAUAUACUCAACAUGCCAUCUCCCACUUUUGUGCCUCUGAACUAGCUGUCCUCCAUUCCUACAAUGCAUUCUCUACCUACUCAUCUCUACCUCUUAGAAUCUCUAGCUCUUUCAAGGUCCAGCUCAAGUGGCCUUUAGGGUGCAAAAUCUUUGCUGAUUCCCCUUGAUUGUUAGUACCCAUUCCUUCCUGUAGUUAUUUGCCUAUGAGAAGGAUACUGUCCUUUUAAGUUUCUGCAAUUACUGAAGCAGUUACUUUAAUGAUAGUUUCUGAGGCAGUUGUUGGUUUUUAAUGUGACAAGCUAUAAUAUACUUUGGAGCUUUGAAUACCAGAAUCAUUCUAUGAUUAUGGAACAAAUAUAAUUUAUGCAACCAUAAAGAGAGCUGAGAAUUUGGUUACCAGCCAUAAACUGAAAAUGAGGAUGGCAUUCUCAGAACCAAUAAAAAUAUGAGUGGUGAGAAAAAAAAUGAAACAGAACAGAAAAUGAAAGAACCAAUCUCAGGACUACAUCAGCUAACCUUGAAGCUGGAAGUGAUUGCUGUUGUGUUUGAAGAAUAAGUCCAGCUGAUCAGAGGAACACUUAAGAAAAAAAGAAAUCAAUGAUACCACCUAAUAGAUUGCCUAGUUUGGCUGAUACAUCAUGUUUGUUAAAUAUUGCACGGAUUAACUCAGUGUAAUAAUGGAAACACGUCUAACACAAAAGCUAUAUUCAUGAAGGAACUUUUAUAGACCUUCUCUGAGACACGAGAGGGAUGCUGAAGUUUACGAUUCCAAAGUUCUGAGUUACACCAAAGGACAUGGUGGGUUUUUUUUUUUUACUCAUAUCCUCGUCGGCAAGAAAAAGGCACUGUGUGCCCACUCUCCCUCAUAGAUACAGAGUACAUUGUUGGGAUGAUGUGACCCAGGUAUGUGUAUGAAUUGAGAUGUAUUUAUUAUUCAUGCACUUACUUUCUGUGAUAUAAUUAUUAUUUCUCUUGCAUCAAUGUCAAGUAAAUAAUAUGUUUACUAUA
This is a messenger RNA of Phascolarctos cinereus (koala), 2973 nucleotides long. RefSeq names its product colony stimulating factor 2 receptor subunit alpha. The record is from RefSeq and is a predicted model, not a curated record. Lineage: Eukaryota; Metazoa; Chordata; Mammalia; Diprotodontia; Phascolarctidae. Gene Ontology annotation, cellular component: membrane; external side of plasma membrane. Gene Ontology annotation, molecular function: protein binding; cytokine receptor activity. Gene Ontology annotation, biological process: cytokine-mediated signaling pathway.